UACAUAUAUAGCUUUCCUUAAUCUCUCUCGUGAGUCGCAAACUCACAACAAUUGGCAGGUGAUAUUGUCGUAACGCCUUCAGCUAAAUCUGUCCAUCUGUACGGUCUUCUUCUUUAUAAAUCUUUAACUCUUCACCACUAACACCAACUUCUCUCUUCUCUCUUUUCUCUGCUCUUGAUUUCCUCUGUUUCGGAUUUGCUCUGUUUCACUCUGUUUUCCUCUGUUUCUUUUGGUUUUUAUUCUGUCUCUGUCUGUCCAAAGAUCUCUCCUUUGUUUUCUAGACAAGAAUAAUCAAAUGGAAUCUACUGAACUACACGACAUAGAUUUUAUUUCAAAGCCCUUUUCUGAGCCAACUUUCUUCACUCCAACCACAAGCUCUCUCCGACCCGACUUCGUAUCCGACGAACCUGAUUCACCAAAAGCACAAAAAGAAGACGAAGAAGACGAGUACAUCACCGAAUUGACUCGCCAGAUGACUAACUAUAUGCUUCAAGACGAUGAAAAGCAUCAAAAGUCUUGUGGUGGUGGCUCUGGUUCGCCGCAAUCAACUCUCUGGUCACCAUUUGCUUCCGGUUUGAGCAGUCCAAUUGCCCCUUCCCGUGAACCAUCGCCGCCGUUAACUCCAGCGACGACGGUGGAGAAAAUCAUGACAAAGAUUGAUACAAAACCUGUAACGAUCCCUUUUGAAUCCAAACAAGCUCUAAUCGAUGACCAGAUCCGAUCCAUUCAAGCAAACUUCCAGAAGAUCAAAAAGGAGAAAGAGAAAGAGAGGCAACGCAACGCUGACGUUUUGGGACACAAAGCAAGGAACUACCACCACCUCCACCACCACCAGAGAGUCAGGUCAGGCGUGAAGGCGGUGUUCGUUGACGGGUCGGGUUCAAGAACCGGGUCGGGUGGAACCGGAGUGUUCUUACCACGUGGUCAUGGUACCGUUGUGGAGCCACGCAAGAAAUCAGGAUGUUCAACAGUAAUAAUACCAGCAAGAGUAGUUGAAGCCUUGAAAGUUCACUUUGACAAAUUGGGUGUUCCUUCUACAUUCUCUUCUGAUAUCCCUCCUUUUCAUGAUGCUUUGUUGGUGUCCAUGAAGAACAAAAACAACAAAGGUAACAAAAUUACUUCAUCGUCUCGGGCACAAAGUGGAUCACCGUACGUAAUGGAGAUGUCGGCCGAGAGCCACCAAGAACCACCGGCGGAUUUGCCACAGGAAUGGACGUACUGAUAAAACAUGCUCUUGGUUGCUGCAGUUAUAGGUUUUCAAAAGGUAGGGUCUUUUCGGAUUGAAUAUCUUCUAGUGGGUGAAAAUAAAAUAAAAAAUAAAAAAAAAAGAAAGCUUUCAAAAACCAUUAUUUUUUUAUUGGAAGUAUAUAGAUUUUAAAAGUUGGUGAAAUUUUCUUUUAUUAUUGUGAUAAAAUCAAUAAUUCUUGUGAUAAAGGAACAAUAAAAUGAGCAUAUAUAUGCUCAUAUAUAUCGCAUGCCUAUUGUAGUAAGGGAUUGUUUGUUUUUAUGUAAGAUUCCUUGUAAUAAAAGCAUUAUGCAUCUCGCCAGACGCCAGUGUAAUAAAAAAGCUUUUAUUUGAUUA
Messenger RNA from Arabidopsis lyrata subsp. lyrata, 1582 nucleotides. RefSeq lists its product as uncharacterized. The record is from RefSeq and is a predicted model, not a curated record. Lineage: Eukaryota; Viridiplantae; Streptophyta; Magnoliopsida; Brassicales; Brassicaceae.